Messenger RNA from Caretta caretta (loggerhead turtle), 2080 nucleotides. The record is from RefSeq and is a predicted model, not a curated record. Lineage: Eukaryota; Metazoa; Chordata; Testudines; Cheloniidae.
CUGCGCACGCGCAGUACGUCACGGCGGGACGGACGCCGAGACGGAGCGCCCCCGACACCUGACGUCAUCAGGCUACGCGCGCGCCGCCGCCGCCGGGAGUGGGCAAUAUGGCGGCCCUGGUAACACGGCUCUGCCGGGUCCCCGGAACUGCCGCCGGGCCCCUCCGCCUCCUCCGAGCCGGCCCCGCCCGCCCCGCCGCCGCGCUCGCUGUCCCGCCCCACGGCGCCCCCGGACCGCCGCUGGGCCUGGGCCUGGGCCUGGGCUGGGAGGCGGGGAGCGGGAGGCGGCCGCUGAGCUUCUCCGCGGCGGGGCUGGUGAGCUCGGCCCCCGGCCCGCUGCAGCCCUACCUGCGGCUCAUGAGGCUGGACAAGCCCAUCGGAACGUGGCUGUUGUAUUUGCCGUGCACAUGGAGUAUAGGCUUGGCAGCAGAGCCAGGCUGUUUUCCAGACUGGUAUAUGCUGUCACUGUUUGGUACUGGAGCGGUCCUGAUGCGUGGAGCAGGCUGCACAAUUAAUGACAUGUGGGAUCGGGACUAUGACAAAAAGGUUUUAAGAACAGCAAAUCGACCAAUAGCUGUUGGAGAUAUCUCAACUUUUCAGUCCUUCGUUUUUCUUGGGGGACAGCUUAGCUUGGCUUUGUGUGUCCUUCUGUGUCUAAAUUACUAUAGUAUUGCCCUAGGAGCAGCCUCUCUGUCUCUUGUGAUCACUUAUCCCCUGAUGAAGAGAAUCACAUAUUGGCCACAGUUGGUUUUGGGACUUACGUUUAAUUGGGGAGCCUUACUUGGGUGGUCUGCCAUCAAAGGUUCAUGUGAUUGGUCCGUGUGUUUGCCUCUGUACUUCUCUGGAGUUAUGUGGACGUUGAUAUAUGACACCAUCUAUGCACAUCAGGAUAAAAAAGAUGACAUGGUCAUUGGUGUGAAAUCAACAGCACUACGGUUCAAUGAAAACACAAAGCAGUGGCUCAGUGGCUUCAGUGUUGCAAUGCUCGUGGGUCUGAGUGUGGCAGGAAUAAACUGUGAUCAGACUUUCCUCUAUUACACAGCUGUGGCUACCAUCAGUGCUCACUUAGCUCACCAGGGUUGUGAGGUGCAUUGGGGUGAUGUGAAGAAGCUUGCACAUCUGAUACUGGAGCUGUAUUCUAUGGAUAGAUUUCAUUCUCUCUGACUGCUGGCCUGGCAUCUUUCAUGAGCACUAAAUUCCCUCUUUCUAAUUGUGCAAAUAUUGAAUGGCCAGAAUUCCCUUACAUGGCAGUCGGCACAGCAUGAGAACUUCUGUUCUCCAGACCAGGUAGGCUUGGAUAUUUGAGAAUGAAAACAUAAGACUCUGUGCGGAGGGCAGUAUAGAACAGUUAUCAAGAACAACGUAACCGAUCAUUUGUCCCUGUGCCCAGUACAGCAAAUGUAUACGCAGAAGUGAUAUUAGGAAGGUAUUUAGGUAUUCAACUGUCUUUAGUUUGGUAGCUGUUAUGAUCUUUUUCAAAAAGCUAAUUGCAGUCGUCUUUUGCUAUUCAUUCAGUCCUCUUUCAUCUCUUUUCCCAUGUGCCCUCCUCUUGCACUUGCUUCUCUGUUGCUUGGUCAUCAUCCUGUUUUGUACCCUGAACAUCCCACUGGCAGCUCAUGUUUUCUCUCAUCAUUUUAAGUAGCAGUGGCCCACAGUGGAGGCAACUAGGCUGGCUAAACCUUAUUUCCAGCUGCUGUUGCAGGUCUCCUGGGAGUUUUCUUUGGAUGACAAUUUGAGAACCCCUUUCCUGUGAACUCUUGUAUUCUUAUGUGUGUGUUUGUAUUGAAUCUUUGAGCCAGAUUUUUAAAUGUACAGAUAAUACACUGUGCACCUAUUGUCUGUAUCUUUUGGUGCUUAAAUACCUUGAAAAAUCUGGUCCUUAGUAUCCAUACAUGUUACUCAUUCUCUGUACCUUUCUGAUAUAUCUUCAUCCAUUUGUCAAGCGCAUUUAGGCAGACCUCUGUGUCUGUAUCUAAUCCAGUGGAGGCACCGAAGUUAGCCUGUGUGGAGCUCGUUGUGAGUCCCUUGAGGUAGGGACGUGUGUCUUUUCUGAAGUGUCUGGCAUGUUUGUGGUACUAUAG